Messenger RNA from Nicrophorus vespilloides, 3341 nucleotides. RefSeq lists its product as uncharacterized. The record is from RefSeq and is a predicted model, not a curated record. The transcript is spliced from 6 exons. The coding region runs from base 408 to 2837 and encodes 809 amino acids. Lineage: Eukaryota; Metazoa; Arthropoda; Insecta; Coleoptera; Silphidae.
CCUUAGUGCCACUUACAAUUCGAAGCUAGUACUAUAUAUAUAUUGUAAGUCGUUAUUCAACAUUAGACGUUGUUAGUCAUUGGCAAUAACGCAUAUGUCUUCAUCUUUCUUGGCAAUAACAGACAAACAAAUAAUGAUAAUAGUUUACUGAGUUAGAUAGUAAACUUAAGAGGUCCAAGGUUGCCAAGUUUCGCGUUUGUAGAGCAUUCGAUAUUUCGUAAAAUAAACAAACACAUCCUCUUCGAUAGCAAAUUUUGUUCGUUCUAACCACGGGCCAUGGACAUUUAAUUUAAAAUUAUUUUUCUUCAUUAUGGUCUAAAGCUCGCAUUAGUGAUAAACUGACGAGAGAUACAGGCGUAUCCAUAUCAAAAAAUAACUGCCAAUCAUAUAACAACAAAAAUAACAGGAUGGCAAAGGACGCAACUAAAAAGGGGACCGAGGAAGUCACACGAAUUAUAAUGAACGAGAAGGUGUUCAGCAGGAUGAGCGAAUGCGCCAUGCUGUUGCAUCCGGGAUUCCGCAGCGUGCUCUUCACUCUCGACUCGGUGAAGAGCUCCACGCUUCUCCCUGCGACGAAGCCGCUUGGCCCCGACAAGGCAUUUCCGCAGAACACCAUCAUUUUCGGCAUCCGGCUGUUGGCCAUCGACUUCCAUCAAAUCAUCGGACAUAUGUUCUAUUUUCAAAACUCGAACAUGCAUAAAGUUGCGGACGCAAUCAAGGCGUACAUUUUCGAUCUGCACUCUUGUGGUUUCCGAGUCAUUGCUACGGCCACGUCCGGUAUUAGGGAUAUUCUAGAGGUCCUCUGGGAACUGCAACUGGACUACAAUGAGACUGGGUUUUACGAAUUUGAUGUGGGCGAAUACAAGAAAAUUGUCUUGUUAUUCGAUCCUUCCUGGUUGUUGCGUGAAUUGAACCGAACUAUAGUAUGCAGCGAUGUUUAUUUUCUUGUUAACAACCAGACGAUGGUUGCCACCAACGAAUUUAUUAACGAAUAUGUAGACACGCAUCGUUCUUCCGUUGAUUUAGCAGAUGGAAAGACCACCACCGCUUCGAAACUUUUUAGCCAAUCCAUGGCGCGCUCAUUAAAAGAGACGGAUAUCUCCUUUUUCUGCAAACUUUUCGACACAAUAUUCGAUUCAAUGAACGCUAUCGACUCGAUCCACGAUUCGGGCAAGGUAUUGAGAAAACCUUAUAACAGGGAAUCGGAGCACGAUUUGUUUUGGUUAAAGUGUGUACCCAUACUCAAAACGAUGGUGCGCUCAACGGAUAUGGAGAUCAAGUGCAAGAUGAACGCUGAUCUCCUCCCCAAGAAUAAACAGAGGAGAUUGAACAACAGGGUACACGACAACGCCACGCUCAACAUGCGACACUUCAGGAUACUGGAUUAUCAGUGUUUUCUGAAGUAUUACCAAUGCCCGCAAUCCUACAUAAGCGGUUUAGAGUCGCAUCUGAGAAAACUGAGCAUAUAUUGGGAUACUUUGAAUAAUGUUUGCAACAGCAUCACUCUGCAAAUACAUAUACAGAUCACCAAAAUCCAUCAAUUGAACUCGUACAAAAGGUAUCCUCCAGUGCGCGAGGAGAAAUUACUGAAGUUUAAAAGUUCCAAAAGCAAUAAUAUAAGUUUAGUUUUCGACGAUAAAGGGAAACUGCAUCAUGAGGAUGCGCGGCGAAGGUUGCAAAGCAGGAGGAGAGAAAGCGAGAAUAUGUUUCUGAUGUACGACGGACCCAAUAGGAUCGAUGAGGUGACUGAGGAAAAGAAGAUGUUGGUGAACAAAUUCAGCGCGGAUCUUAAUAAGCUAGUACAAAAAUACAAAAGCAAAAUAGAGGUGAACGAAGCGAAGGCGACCGAGGUGGAGAGUAACGAGAAUAUCGAAAUCAACAUAAAUGAUUUCAGCGAAUACGCCGACGCUGAAAAGCUGCUGAACGAGAAAACGCCGACGGACGAUUCCAGCGAUGAUGACGAUGAGUUCGGCCCUGAAAAGGAUCUCUCGAUGUUCGUCAUGUACGGAGGACCAAAGUUGAAGAUUAACAAAGGCACGUCGGGUAGCAGUUGGUUUUUUCAGAAUGUGCCUUUCACAGCGCUCAAGGGAAUCGAUAAAUACGACGAUCUGGAGUGUUUGCUGCAGGUGGUCAUGAAAGACAAGUUUCUGCACAGCGUGAAAGGUUCAUCGCCGAAAGCUGCUACUGUUCCGAAGAAGAAGGAAGACGACGUGCCGAAAUACAUCUUUAAGAACCAUUACAUCAGGGUGGAACCGAAGAUGGAGCCAGCGCAGCUUAAAAAGAAAGUAGAUCCAGAUCAGAAGGAGUUUAUGGAUUUGCUGAAGUCUCUGACGUUCGGCGAUAAAACGCAGCAGGAGGUGUACAUGGGAGUGCUAGCAACUCUGAAAGAGAACAUAGAGCGCAUCAAGGACUAUAACGAAGAGCAACUAGGCUGCCUCAGUCAGGAAGUGCUCUAUUUGCAGGGUUCCAUCCAGAAGAUACUCGAAACGAAGCACCUGAUCUCAACGACGUUAGGUCUGAAAGCCAACAGGACUGUCGCAGCAAUAUUCAAAUCCAAAGCUCACGAGAAGUUCCUCAAUCUAAGCGUGUUCGACAUGUGGAUUAAUACGAUAAAGGCGAUGAAGGAGGUUUUCCUUUCUCUUACGUGCUUCCACGUGCCCACGCUUUGCACCAAACGAGUUAACUGCGACUUGAUGCAAGAAUUUAUUUACAAAUUGAAGGUUGCAAACGGGGUGUCGUGUGCCAUAAAUAUCGUAGAGCCGCAGGUUGGCGAACAUCUGGACGAGCAACUCAGCAGGUUCGCUUUGACAGAAGAUUGCAGUUAUACAGUACGUUAACUAGACUAAUAUAUAUUUACGUCCCCUCUCCGAUAAUAAUAAUACCCGACCGACCGCUCCGCGCCAACCCCCUCUGUUGUGCAUCAUCAAAUCAUAAGAUUACUUCACCUUUUUGUUAUUACUAUUAAUUGAUCUUGUGAUAAUGACUGAUCUAUGUCUGAAUGCACCUGUAUAUUUGGUAUGUUUAUGGACCACGUAUGAAUGUUUACAUUUAACACACUCCAGAUUCGUUCACACACUUAAGAAAACUUUUCUGUCUUGACAAGUUGACUGACAUCAACUCUUUAAUUUUUCAUUGACUACAGAAAUCCUCUCCCCGGAUUCGCAGUUUACAUCCUCCUUAAUAUCUAAGUCUACUUAUAUUUUACUCGACAGUAAACCGAUGUUUUCAAUUGUGCAAUCUAAAGUUAUUACCGUGUAUGUGUGAACGCUUCAUUACCAUUUAAACCAAAGCUGUUUUUUUAUAUUAUUAUUUUUAAAAUAUCGAAACCAAAAAUGUAUAAU